Capronia coronata CBS 617.96 is the source of this 2136-nucleotide messenger RNA. RefSeq lists its product as uncharacterized. Bases 1 to 2136 code for a protein of 711 amino acids. Lineage: Eukaryota; Fungi; Ascomycota; Eurotiomycetes; Chaetothyriales; Herpotrichiellaceae. The transcript has a single exon. The record is from RefSeq and is a predicted model, not a curated record.
AUGUCGCAGAGAACAUUUGUCGAACGGCUUCAUGACCGGCUCGCUCUCAACGAGCACUCUCGACGACUCUCGCAGCAAAAUACCCCCAGCUAUGUUCAUACGCCAGCUGGGAGUGCCGACUGCUCCCAGAGUUCGUUUGCUUUUGACUCUUCCCAGGGCGCAAAGGUGACAAGCUUGGAUGAUAUUCAAUCCGCUCAAUCCAGCGACUGGCCGUCGGACGAGAAAUACUACUCGCUAUCCAUCGACGGGCAGAACCUGCAAUGUCCAACUCCAAUACUGUGGAAGACUAUCCUCCUUCCAACCGCCGUCAUCAUCUUCCCGAUGGCAGCUCUUGUUGCGGGCUUGCUGGCUUUGAUCUUGGGCUAUCGAGUCAAGUCCGACAACAGUUUGUUUGUCGAGGUAUCCAACGCGGAAGCCUUGGGAGACCAUGCUGUUGUGCUGGUCAACUACUCAGCUACGAGGAUCGUCUUUGUUGCCUCAUGGGCAUCAACACUUGCUCCCUUGCUUUCGGGAUUUAUCAUGAGCUUGUCCGCCUUCCAACUUGCCCUGGCCAUGUAUCGUUCCUCUUCCGGGACCGACCAGCAUGCGCUGCCGACGCCUUAUCAAUACAGUCUUCUGGUGGGUCUAUGCUUGGCCUCGACAGGACGGUUGAGGAGAUACUUUUCCUACUCAAGCAGCGAUGGAGUCAUCGUCCCUCCAAUCCUCCGCCGGGCCGCUCGAACCCUGACUUUGUCUCUUGUCCUUGCCGUUGUCGUCUUCGGGGCCGACACUGCCCUGCAUUACACCACCAGCACCAUCAACUUCGACCGAAUCUCUGUCUCGUCAGACGUGCACAACUACGGGCGUGGACUGUCGUCCGAGUGUCUGGCCCUUGACCGUUCAGCCAACUAUGGCCUGCCAUGCUCACGCAAUGCAGAGCUCGCUGGAGAGGAUUACGAUGCCUAUGUGGCCGGCCAAAACGAGGUCUUCUUCUUGCAACAUGGAACAUCCAAUGAAUCUGAGAUCCGGCUCGUGCCCAAUCCGACAUCCCCCAAGGAGAAUGUGGCUCUUCUUCUACCGCAGAGUGAUCAUCUUUCACCCUUUCGUGACUUCCAAACACAAACUGCAGGCGUGAUCACCACCUGUGCGCCUAUCAGCUCCGAGUGCCAAUGGAAGUCAUGGGGUCCUUCAGAAAGCUACAGCCAAUUCAAUUGUAGCAAUGCAUUCUGGGGCGUCUUGGGCAAAGCAGCAAACAUAACCAACACAGGGGCCUUGAUCAGCGACAUAGACGUCCCACCGUUGGGAUUCAAGCCAGGUGCUGCACUACAGUAUGGCUUCUACAUGGAUGAAGAUCUCAGCAAGCCGUAUGACAGCCAGGGCAACUUGGGGCCGUUCAUGACGGACAACGAGCUCAUCAAUCCCGUCUACCUGGGCAUUGCGGGCCGGUUUGCCACGACGUCGCAACGGGCCGGCGUCAACAUGUCCGCUGACCCAGGAAUGUACAAGGGGCCGACUUCGACAAUCGACUUCGUCCUGCGCUGCGAAUAUACCACGUACCUGGCCGACUACAGCCGGGUGAACUCGACAGCCAAGAUCAACACGCUCACAAAAUCACCGAACGGUACGCUGGCCGAGAUAUACCACGGCUAUGACCUCGUCGGCAGUGUCAAUGCAUUUGACAACGAGCUCCAGGACAUGAUUCUACAAGCAGCACUGGCGUCUGAUGCGGGCGAACUGGCCGCCACGUUUGCCAGUAGCUACUCAACGCGUGUCAUGAGCGUCAUCGGCCCGUUUCUGUCCAGGCGCGCCAACGUCCGCGAACAGACCCGAACGCCUUUACUCGUGGCCAAAGUCCCCAAAGCUCCGCUCGCCAUCCUCGCCGCAUGCUGUCUGGCUUAUGUCUUGUUCGGGGUCACGGCCGCGGUUUGUGCCCACCGAGCGUUGAGUCGGGUUGACGUACGUGAUCUGGCCUCCCAGUUCAGCCUGCCGGCAUUGGGAUUACAUGCAUUCCGCGACCACGCCACGGACCAGGCUGCUUGUGAGAUCGAUGGUGCCGGACAUAGGCUGUUUGAAGAGUCCAAUAUCAAGACAGAGACGAUGAGGGUUGCUGUCGAGGGCGGGCCGAGGUCUGGAUACUCGUUGAAGAGUCUGGUUUGA